AAAAACAUUUAUAACGUGUGUCCAUACGGUCCGCAUAGUUUACAAAGCUACUGACAUUGCUUCCACAUGCUCAAAGCCAACCAACUACCGAGUGCUAUUAAAUUUAUUCUACACACCAAUUCUUUGCAUGAAGAAUACACAAUGUUAGCGACUCAUAAAGGAUAGUUGCUCAAAAGAGGCGGCUGUUGCUAAACAUUACUACGACUGCCCUCGUUAUGAACGUCACGGUCAGCGGAGAUGUGGCUUAGUUUGCUUGUCGCCGUACUAUAUGGUUUCGUGGCUGUGGCGGCCAAUUUCGUCAAUAAAUAUGCCGUACAAGUGCUUCCCCUGCCUUCCGCCAUCCUCCUCAUCCAGACGUGUACCACGGUGGUGGUGCUGCGCUCCCUGUCCGCGCUGCGACUGAUCCGCCCGCUACCGCCGCUCCGCUCGCUGCCACGUCAGCCGCUGCUGGCCCCGCUGGCCGCCUGCUACUGCCUGCAUGCCGUACUGGUGCUGUACAGCCUGGCCUUCCUGUCCGUACCCAUGUACAACACCCUCAAGCGGCUCACACCGGUCAUGGUGCUGGCAGCCAAGGCCUGUGUGGACCGCUCGCUGCCCGACGGCGCCACCAGCGGCUCCGUGCUGCUGAUCGUGGGGGGCUGCCUGGUGGCGGGGGCGGGGGACCUGGAUUUCGAUGGACAGGGUUACGUCCUAGCGCUCCUAUGCGCGCUCGCGCAGGCGGCUUACAUGCUCCUCACUGAGAAGGCCGGCGGCAGCAGCAGUAGCGCGCCUAACACCAGCAGCGGCGGCAGCGGCAAGCGGCAUCCCCAGCACCACUACCACGGCUCCGGAGCCGACCUGCCCGACAUAGAGAGCAAGGCUGUGAGCAGCUCGGCCACGGCUUAUGGCUCCGGCGGAGGCGGUUUCGGAGGCGGUUUGGUGCAGUGCAAACAUAAGGCCUCCUUUGGGUCAGGACCCGGCUCGCAUCGGGGUGUUGCGGUGGAGGUGCUCGCGCACGGCCGCGGUGACGCCUCCCAGACGCAGCUGGGGCUGCUUGAGUUAGGCAGCAGCGGUGGCGGCGGCGGCGGCAGCAAGGACAAGCUCGGGGAGAGACAUGGCGAGUCCGGCGGGGACCCCGUCUCGUCCUCCGCCAGCUACACCGGAGUGAUGACAUCAGGGGCAAUGCAGGCAAGCUGCAGCGACAUUGGCGGAGGCACCACCGGCAGUGGCGGUGGCGGAUCCCAGCUGCCCUCCCCCUCGCCCCCGACGGCUGCUCCACUAUCUGCAACCGAGUUGCUCUACGCGAUCUGCGUCACCUGCGUGCCGGCCAUGUUCGCUGUUUGCCUGGUGACAGGCGAGGGCGCCCGCGCGCCUGGCCUGCUGGCAGCGCUGCGGGUUCGCAUGGGGGCCGCGCCCUUCACGGGCUGGCUAGCCAUGACGGCGGUGACUGAGGGGCUGCUGACGGGCAGCAUCAUCCUGUGCACGCAGCUGAACAGCGCCCUCACCACCAGCAUCGUGGGGGUGCUCAAGGGUGCGGUCAGCAGCCUGCUGGGGUUCUUCCUGCUGGGAGGGGUGCGCUUCCAGCCGGUGAAUGUGGCGGGCAUCGUGAUGAACAUGGCGGGGGGAGUGUGGUACAGCGCGGUGCAGUAUGUACGACAAGGGAAGUCGGGCGGGUAGGCAGGUACACUAGUUGAGGAGGGAGAAGGCUCGAGGAUGUGAGUUGGGGGGCGCUGGGCAAGGGUAAGGCGCUAGGCAAGUAAGGCAGUGACAACCAGUGAACAGAACUGUGAUGUACAGGCUACCAGCUAAUGUGGCGUCAUCUCCUUACCUCCUGUACGGCUGCGAG
Molecule: messenger RNA, 1825 nt
Organism: Astrephomene gubernaculifera
Lineage: Eukaryota; Viridiplantae; Chlorophyta; Chlorophyceae; Chlamydomonadales; Astrephomenaceae
Source: the annotation of a GenBank genome assembly